AUGAGGAGGAAGAGUGCCCUAGCCACAGGGGACAGCCUGGGGAAAUGCCUAGAGAGGCUCAUUGGAGGAGCAGCAGAGCUGGGGCCUGGUACAUUUGGAAGUGGAGAUGCGGUGCUGAUCCAAGGCCGACCCAGGGCCCGGAGCGCAGGGAAUAUCAGAAAGAAGGAUGCAGCCACAGGCAAAGGCAAGAAGGGAAACGAGCCUUCUGAGGCUGAAGACCUCAUCCCACCACGUCCUCGGAAGCCCUCCUUCCCGUUCCAGUGGGCCUGGGAGAGCUUCUUGGUGGAUGGCCGAAGUCUGGCCACAGCUUCCCCCAACUCUUACCACCAUAACUCGCAGCCCAAGAAGGGCCAGACUGCAGGCCUGCCACCUGCCAGAGUCCCUCGGAAGUUCCGGUGGAAGGCUGUGCCGCCGGCUGCACAGCCAGUCAACUUCCCACUAUACUGGAAAAUGGAAGCCCGAUGUCGGGACAUAAGAAAGCAACUGAAAACCUGGAUAGAACCUGAGGCCUGCUUCCAAGAGAUGCAAGAAAUCCAAGAUGGUCAAGAUGGCCAGGAACAAGGACAGCAAGAAGACCAAGAUGGCAGGGGGGAGGAGGGGCCUGACGGCAAGAGGGAUCUCAGCUUCUACUCCUCUUCUGUAUUUCCUGAGAAAAGGUUGAAGUCCAAGAAGCUGGGCACAAGAUCCAAGGCCAGAGAGGAAGUAGAGGGUGAGGAGCAGCAGCCACCGGGAAAGUCUUUCCCGCUAACCAGGAGGAUGAAGUUUUGGGAAGAAGUUGGAGGAGAAACAGAGGCAGAGGAUGGAGUGGGCAGGGCCUCAGAGCAGUCAAUCUGUCCCCCACUGAUGAUCAGGAGCAGAGAAGAGGAGAUGGGCCAGCUUAGGAAGUGGAAGGCCCUUCAUCUGGCUGGUUUCGCCCUCCUUAGAGGAUUUGGGAGGAAGUCAGCAAAGCUGAAGGACUCAGAGAGGCUCACGGACCUAGAGAUUCUACUGAAGCAGUUACAGGAGGAAGCCAAGGAGCUAGGGUUCUACACCUCCCAGUGGCCCGUGCAGGAUGUUGUCCAACCUCGAGUGGAGAAGCGCCAGGCGUGGGAGGAUGUCAAGUCUUUCCUGCCCAUGAGUAGCACCACCAAAACCUUCCAAAAGCGCCAAGAGGCCACCAGGGCCUUGAUGUUGGACUGGGAGCGGCAGCAGCGGGAGGAACGAGCCAGGACAGAGCAGCGCCAAGCUCAGGCGCAGCGGAUUCGGAAGAAGCUGGCUCGGUGCCUGGCAGCCUAUGGGCCUCCCAGGUCCAAGGAGUCUGGGGCAUCCAAUCGCAAGCUUGAUGAGCUCAGGCAGCAGGAGAAGCAGCGUUUGGCAGAAUACAAGGCUGAGCUUCAGGGUAUCCAACAGCGAGUGCAGAACCGCCCCUUCCUCUUUCAGCAGGCCAUGCAAAACAAUGCCCGGCUUUCGGUGAACAGGCGCUUCUCUCAGGUGCUGUCGGCCCUGGGUUUGGAUGAGGACCAGUUAUUGGCUGAAGCAUUGAAGGAUGAUAUUGAGGAAGUCCCCCCAAAACAAAGCUCGGUCCCUCGUCCCACGUCCCACGUCCCACGUCCCAUCCGUCGUAUCGCUUCCAAGAGCAGCCGUCGCUGA
Messenger RNA from Gracilinanus agilis (Agile Gracile Mouse Opossum), 1629 nucleotides. RefSeq names its product testis specific 10 interacting protein (gene TSGA10IP). Gene Ontology annotation, cellular component: photoreceptor connecting cilium; cilium; ciliary basal body. Gene Ontology annotation, biological process: cilium organization. Lineage: Eukaryota; Metazoa; Chordata; Mammalia; Didelphimorphia; Didelphidae. The transcript is spliced from 8 exons. Bases 1 to 1629 code for a protein of 542 amino acids. The record is from RefSeq and is a predicted model, not a curated record.